UUUUUGACAAGUAAAAAAAGAAAAAAAAAAACAUUAUUAACCAAAGUACAAAGUAGCAAAAUAUUUUUUAUAUGAUGGUAAAACAAACGUAUUAAGCCCUCUCUCUCCCUCUUAUUUCGUGCGAACUCGUCGGCUUCCCGUCCCCAGUUUCUCUCUCCUCUCUGUCUCUCUAAACUGUUUGGGGGAAAAAACACAAUUUCGCACCAAUUUCUUCUUCCUUAAUCGAUGACAUUCUUUCACAAUUUCUUCAUCCUUCCAGAAUUUUCUCAGCAAAAGCCCUAAUUUCUUCCAUCCUUUUUCUUUCGAUUUUGAUUUUAAAUGUUGUGGAUUGCUCCUGAUGAAAUAGUGCAGUUUUCUUGCUUGCAAUUGAUGGAAAAUGGCUGUUCAGAUGGAUAAACCUUCAGUAAUUUCUCCUAGGGAGCGUGCUCAGCGUCUUUACAAUAAUAAUGUCGAGCUGGAAAAUACCCGACGUAAAUCUGCACAUGCAAGAGUUCCUUCAGAUCCUAAUGUAUGGCAACAACUGCGAGAAAACUAUGAAGCCAUAAUACUGGAAGAUCUUUCCUUCUCUGAGCAGCUUGAAAUUGAGCUUGCUUUAUGGCAGUUGCAUUACCGGCGAAUAGAAGAGCUACGGGCACUCUAUAAUGCAGCUUCUUCUGCAAAGGUUUCUUCUGCUGCCCAAAACGGAAAUGGUGGCCCUGCGCGUCCUGAUCGACUGGCUAGAAUACGCUCUCAAUUUAAAACAUUUCUGUCAGAGGCAACAGGAUUCUAUCAUGAGCUCAUGUUGAAAAUAAGGGCAAAAUAUGGCCUAUCUCUUGAUUAUUUCUCAGAUGAUCCUGAUGAUCAGAUUUUGCUCUCAAAAGAUGGACAAAAAAUCGCUGAUAUAAAGAAAGGCUUGAUUUCUUGCCACCGGUGCUUGAUUUACCUUGGUGAUCUUGCUCGCUAUAAAGGUCUCUAUGGGGAUGGUGAUUCCAAAACUCGAGACUUUGCUGCAGCUUCUAGCUAUUAUGUGCAAGCAUCUUCUCUGUGGCCGUCUGGUGGUAAUCCACACCACCAGCUUGCUAUAGUGGCUGCAUAUCAUGGCGAUGAAUUGGCUGCAACUUACCGCUAUUUUCGGAGUUUGGCUGUUGAAAGCCCUUUUACAACCGCAAGGGACAAUCUUAUCAUUGCAUUUGAGAGGAAUCGUCAGAAUUAUACACAACUUCUAGGGGAGUCUAAAACUCCAAUAGUAAAAGCAGCCACCUCACGGAUGUCUGGAAAAGGGAAAGGAAGAGGUGAUGGUAGGGGGGCUUUGUCGAAAGAAAACAGACGCCAAACCAGUCCAAGUAAAGAAAAGGCCCCUAGUAUUCCUGAAACUUUGAAAGCAUUCUGCAUUAAGUUUGUCAGAGUGAAUGGCAUAUUGUUCACUCGCACGAGUCUGGAAACCUUUGCAGACGUGUUAUCAAUGGCCAAGAACGAUUUUCUUGUGCUUCUUUCGUCUGGCCUGGAAGACCAAUACAAUUUUGGGUCAGAUGCUGCUGAAUGUGGGCUUGUUAUUGUCAGGCUGGUGGCAAUUCUUAUAUUUACGGUACACAAUGUGAAAAGAGAAUCUGAGAAUCAGUCAUAUGCUGAAAUCCUACAGCGUUCGGUCCUCCUGCAGAAUGCGUAUACUGCUGUUUUUGAGUUUAUGGGACAUAUUAUUGAGCGAUGCUUGCAGUUAUGCGAUCCUUUAUCAUGUUAUCUAAUGCCUGGAAUUUUAGUCUUUGUGGAAUGGUUAGCUUGCCAUCCAGAUGUUGCGACUUGCAGCGAAGCAGGGGAAAUUCAAGCUAAUGCUAGAAUUUUCUUUUGGAAUUCCUGUAUAACCUUGUUCAACAAGCUUCUGUCAAGUGGGCUGCUUUCUACUGAUGAAGAUGAGACAUGCUUUUCCAACAUGAGCAAGUAUGAAGAAGGUGAAACAUCCAAUCGCCUUGCUCUAUGGGAAGACUUUGAGUUGAGGGGAUUUCUGCCCCUCCACCCUGCACAUCAAAUCCUUGACUUCUCUAGGAAGCAUACAUUUGGGAAUGGUAGUGAUGGUGGAACUAAGGAGAAAACAACUCGUGUCCAGAGGAUAAUAGCUGCUGGCAAGGUCUUUGCUAAUGUUGUUCGGGUUGAGCAGCAGGGUGUUUAUUUUGAUCCUGACUUGAAGAAAUUCAUUUUUGGUGCUGAGGCACAAUUAUGUCUUGAAUCCUCACCUGAAACAUUGAUGUCAAAUGUCAUGGGCCAAGAAUUAUCAGGUGAAAAGAAAUCAAGUCCGAGAGCUUUGGGACCAGUGAAGGUGGCCGAGGUUGAUGAUGAAGAAGAGGUUAUUGUUUUUAAGCCUUCAGCUGCAGAUAAGCAAGUUGAUGUUGGGUAUCCAGCUUUGACUUCUUGUGAGGAUCUUGGGCUUGUUUCUAAUGUGUCUGGUGGAAAUUCGGUAGUUUUUAAUCGACCUGUGUCAGCAUCACCAAAUGGAAACCUUCUUAAUGGAGUUUUUACCAAUGGAAUUGUUCAGAAUGGUCUUGAUGCAAUGUUGAGGUCAUCCAUGUCUGUUGCUAAUGCGUCCUCCCAACAUGUGCAACCUACGCAACUUCCUAGUUCUGGCUGGUUGCCUGAGCAGCGGGCUUCUGUGUUAAAUGGAUUUAGGAAUCUGAGUUUGAUGGGUAAUGGGCAUAUAAUGAACCAAAAGCCUUCAGAACAUUUCACUCCUUUGCAAUCUGCUGCCCUAUCACUUCCGUUUUCGCAUGCUGUCAAUUCCAAUACUAGUAAUGGUUACCCAGUGCAGGUUUCAGAAGCUGUCAUGCCAUCUAAAACUGACUUUAUUAUAUCGUCUGGGCCUGACUUGAACAUUUCCACUAUCAUCAAGCCCCAGUCAGUCUUUCCAGUUGGUUCUCAAAAAAAUCCAGUUAGUCGGCCAAUCAGACGCAUAGGCCCUCCACCAGGUUUUACACCUGCUACUCCUAAAUAUGCUAUUGAACCUCAGCAUGAGCCAAGUGUGAAGGAUGGAAACCCAAUGAUGGAUGAUUAUAGCUGGCUUGAUGGAUAUCAGAUGCCAUCCUCAACAAAGCAAGACACAGGGUUUGACCUCUGCACCAAUUUUAAUGGGUCUUUAUAUAGUCAUGUUAGCAAGUGGAAUGACUCGCCAGGGGCAAUUAGCUUUCCUUUUCCUGGAAAACAGGCUUCAGUAAUCCAAACCCCAGUUGAGAACAAUAGACACUGGCAAGACUUCCAAUUUCCUGAUCAGCUGAAUCUCUGCGAGCAACAACAGCAGCUAGGAAAUCAGAAGGCAAUUCCAUUUACACCACAGUUUCAAGGCCAAUCUCUGUGGGAAGGUCGUUUUCUGGUGUGAAAACUAUGUCAAAGGCUUUAGAAGAAUCCACUGAGGUGAUUAUCCACAGGCAGAUGCUAAAGUUUCUGCGCUGCUUUGGUCCUGCAUUGAUAUUAAGUUUUUGUUGAAGCUUGAGUGAUCUUGGGAGUGUUGCAGGCCCCUGCUAUUGAAACAGGUGCCGAGGUAUCCAGGAUGGGAUGGAUGGAGUCAAUGGACGAGUAGGGGGGACUGCAUUGGAAAUCUAAAGGGUUAGUGCUAUUCUGCCUGAAUGGAUGGGGGCAUGUCUCUUUAGAUCGGGAUGUGGUUGGAUCGGCUUUUUAUGCUCGAUAAGUAUUAGCUUACACUACUAGGCCUUGGAUCGAUGAUAUGCAAAUACGGGAUGUUAGUAGGCAUUGCAAAAACCAUCAAUAAAAUCAGUUGAGGAAGCUGAUUUAAGUGAUGGUAUCUGGGCAAUUGCUUUUGGGCAGCCUUAAGUUUCUACAUAUUAAAUUUCAUCUGUUUUUUGAAGCAAAAGAUUAUGCACAAUGCUUAUAUUAGUAAUAGUUGAGAUAACCCCAGGUCUACUAUCGCGUUAUGGCAUUUUUAGCCUGUGGGGAGUACUCUUAGUAAUAACUGGUCACUGGAGUAUGUUCCUUAGACCAGACUUUGUUUUAUGUUUUCCAGACUUGGUUUGUUUUUUUUUUUUUCAAGACUUGGCUUGUUUGCUGCUGUUUUGCCCAUUGUGGGCAAAUUAGCUUUUAUAGUAUUGCAGGAUUUUUACUACUAUUGAUUGAAAUUGUACUCCAUUUGCUUGUUAUUAUCUGUUUCUCACCUUCCUUUUCAUUGAUAGCUAUAUGCUGCUACGA
Messenger RNA from Chenopodium quinoa (quinoa), 4164 nucleotides. Its product is annotated as protein SMG7-like. Bases 377 to 3340 code for a protein of 987 amino acids. NCBI's taxonomy places the organism in Eukaryota, Viridiplantae, Streptophyta, Magnoliopsida, Caryophyllales, Amaranthaceae. The record is from RefSeq and is a predicted model, not a curated record. Gene Ontology annotation, cellular component: telomerase holoenzyme complex. Gene Ontology annotation, molecular function: telomeric repeat DNA binding; telomerase RNA binding; protein binding. The transcript is spliced from 8 exons. Gene Ontology annotation, biological process: nuclear-transcribed mRNA catabolic process, nonsense-mediated decay.